AUGACCAUUACCAACCACAAGGUGUACCGCAUCAGACUGGGGAUUCCAAGGUCACACCUCCGACCGAUAAAGACCCCCCUGUACGGCUUUGCUGGAGAAAAGGUAAUCUCUGAAGGAGCCAUCUCCCUCCCCGUGACCGUGGGAGAAGGACAACAUCAAGUCACCCUCAUGGUGGACUUCCUCAUUAUCAAUGUGCCAUCAGUGCAUAACAUCAUUCUGCGUAGACCUUCUCUCAAUGCAAUGAGGGCAGUCAUCUCCACCUAUCAUCUAAUGAUGAAGUUUCCCACCGAGGGCGGAACAGGUUACCUCCGAGGUGAUCAGCAUGAAUCUCGAAGAUGUUAUGCUAUAGUAGUAAAAAAAGGGUCCGUGAAACAAGCAUUCACUGUCAACAUCCUAGAUCCCAGAGGACCCACAGAGGACUCACCGGUGGAAGACUUGGAGAAAGUACCAUUCGAUGAAGCAGACCCGAGCAAGAUCGUUCAGCUCAGAACUUCAUUAAGUUCUGAACAGUGGUCCGAAAUGUUAACUUUCCUACAACGACAUAAGGAUGUCUUUGCGUGGUCGCAUAGGGAUAUGGCCAGGAUCUCCCCGGAUGUCAUGGUCCACAGGCUGAAUGCAGACCCAGAUUGCAAACCCGUGAAACAAAAGAGGAGACCGUUCGAUGCCGAGCGGUACGAAGCCAUAGCCGACAAAGUCUCCAUCCUGCUUGACGUUGGCUUCACAGAAGAGGUACAUUAUCCCGAUUGGAUCGCAAACGUGGUCCUCGUCAAGAAAGCCAAUGGGAAAUGGCGGGUCUAUGUAGAUUACUUGGAUUUGAACAAGGCAUGUCCGAAUGAUAGCUUCUCGUUGCCUCGGAUCGAUCAGCUGGUAGAUAGCACAGUGGGGCACGAACUACUUUCCUUCCUGGAUGCUUACUCUGGGUAUAACCAGAUCGCUAUGCAUCCUCCAGAGAAGCAGAAGACUACCUUCGUCACUGACAAGGGACUCUAUUAUUACCGGGUCAUGUCAUUUGGCCUGAAAAACGCUGGGGCCACGUAUCAAAGGUUGGUGAAUCAAAUGUUUGCCAAACAAAUUGGGCAUACUAUGGAAGUGUACAUCGAUGAUAUGCUUGUAAAGAGCAUCAAGGCGUCCGAUCACUUGGCAGAUCUCUGGAAAACUUUCACUAUCCUCCGAGAAUACUAG
Messenger RNA from Magnolia sinica, 1182 nucleotides. RefSeq lists its product as uncharacterized. The transcript has a single exon. The record is from RefSeq and is a predicted model, not a curated record. The coding region runs from base 1 to 1182 and encodes 393 amino acids. Lineage: Eukaryota; Viridiplantae; Streptophyta; Magnoliopsida; Magnoliales; Magnoliaceae.